Messenger RNA from Striga hermonthica, 1512 nucleotides. NCBI's taxonomy places the organism in Eukaryota, Viridiplantae, Streptophyta, Magnoliopsida, Lamiales, Orobanchaceae. The record is from the annotation of a GenBank genome assembly.
AUGACACCGCAAUACCCACUAACCACACCGCAGCUGCCGGCUCCGGCAGCAGCCAAGCACCAUCCUCGCCCCCUCGACGACGCAAUCGAGCACUACAUCGGCGACAUCAACUGGACCCAAAUUUUCCAUUUUGCCCUUGUCUCGUUUGCAUGGUUUUUCGAUGCGCAACAAAAUUUCAUCACCAUCUUCACCGAUACCUUCCCCAAAUGGAGUUGCACAAAACCAUGCCACGCCGAAACCAACUUGUGCCGCUUGCCCGAGACCUCGUGGUCGUGGGAUUCCCCUGCGCAUACAUCCACCAUAUCACAGUGGUCCCUACAAUGCGCGAGCCCAAUCCUCCGUGGCCUACCCACCUCGUCCUUCUACUUGGGUUGUCUCAUAGGCGGGUUGGGCCUGGCCACGUUGGCUGACUCAAGGUUGGGUCGGAAGAACAUGCUUGUCCUGUCCUGCCUCGUCAUGUCCAUAUUCGGGUGUCUAUCAGCAGUUUCCGAGAACAUAUGGAUGUAUGUUGGGUUGAGGUUUGCGAGCGGGCUCGGGCGGGCCCCGAUUGGGACGUGCGCAUUUGUCCUCGGGAGCGAGCUCGUCGGGCAAAAAUGGAGAGGAAAGGUCGGGAUAUUUGGCUUCUUGUGCUACGCCCUAGGGUUUCUAUCCUUACCGAUCAUGGCUUAUUGUCUUCGAGGGUUGUCGUGGAGGUUCAUGUACCUUUGCACUUGCAGUCCAUGCAUUUGUUACUCUGUUUUGGUCUACUUGUCGGCCCACGAGUCCCCAAGAUGGCUUUUCGUAAAGGGGAGGAAACGAGAGUUUGCAGAAACCCUAAAGAGCCUCGCACGCUCGGCGAAGGAUUUGUCUGUGGAUUGUUUGGAGUGGACGGAAGAAUCGCACAAGCCGUAUCGCUUUUACUCGGCAGUGAAGAUAUUGUUCGAGAAGAAGUGGGCCAUUCAUCGUUUGUUAAUAAGCACGGUGGCAGGCUUUGGGAUCGGGCUAGCAUACUACGGGAUGCCGUUAGGCCUCGGGAGUUUACCCGUCAAUCUAUACUUGAGUGUAGGGAUGAACGCGCUUUCCGGCCUUCUUUCGUCUGCAGCCCUACUUCCCGUGAUUGGGAGGAUGAGGAGGAAGGUGUUAAUGGUAGGUUUGUGCGUGCUAAGUGGGGUUUGCAACGUGGUCGGGGUGGUUUUGGUGGGGCCUGACGGGUGGUUGAAGAUGGGAUUAGAGUUGCUUUCGUUUUUCGGGGCGGGUAUGGCCUUUGACGUGAUCUUUGUCUACGUGCUCGAGCUUUUUCCGACGUGCGUGAGGAACUCGGCCGUGUCAGUGGUGAGGGAAGCCCUUUUGCUCGGCGGGUUUCUAGGGCCAUUGGUGGUAGCGGCUAACAGGGAGAAGGGGUUCGUGUCAUACGGCGUGUUUGGUGUGACGAUUUUGGUGUGCGGGUUGUUUGUGGUUUGGCUGCCAGAGACUAAAGGGAGGGUGUUGUAUGAUACUAUGGAGGAGGAGGAGGAAGAGACUGGUUUUCCUUAA